Molecule: messenger RNA, 2574 nt
Organism: Loxodonta africana (African savanna elephant)
Lineage: Eukaryota; Metazoa; Chordata; Mammalia; Proboscidea; Elephantidae
Gene: TKTL1
Product: transketolase like 1
Molecular function (GO): thiamine pyrophosphate binding; transketolase activity
Source: RefSeq, a predicted model, not a curated record
AUGCGCACCGAGAGGUUUGCGCGUGCGCGUAGAGGUCACGUGUGGCGGCUGAGGCGUGCUCCCGACUGCGGCGUUCUCUCUGAGGCGAGCGACGCGAGGAGUGGCAUGGCUGAAGCGAGCGCUGCAAUGGCCGAAGACGCUAAGCCCGACGCAGACACGGUGCAGGUGCUGCGGGACAUGGCCAAUCGCCUGCGCAUCCGUUCCAUUAGGGCCACGUGUGCCUCUGGCUCCGGCCACCCCACAUCGAGCAGCAGCGCUGCUGAGAUCAUGUCUGUGUUGUUCUUCCACACGAUGAGGUACAAACAGUCAGACCCAGAGAACCCACACAACGACCGCUUCAUCUUCUCAAAGGGCAUUGCAGCUCUAGCCCUCCGUGCCGCUUCAGAGGCGGGUGACAUCAGCAAACCCAACUCGCUGAGCUUGAGGGAAAUUGACUGUGACUUGGAGGGGCAUCCUACCCCUAGACUGUCGUUUGUUGGUGUGGCAUCAGGCUGGCUGGAGCAAGGACUAGGCGCUGCAUGUGGGAUGGCUUAUACUGGCAAGUACUUUGACAAGGCUAGCUAUCGGGUCUUCUGCCUGAUGGGAGACAGUGAGUCCUCGGAAGGCUCUGUCUGGGAGGCUUUGGCCUUUGCGUCCCACUACAGCUUGGACAACCUCGUGGCGAUCUUUGAUGUGAACCGCUUGGGGCACAGCAGCGCCCUGCCCCUUGAGCACUGCACAACCAUCUACCAGAAACGCUGCGAGGCCUUUGGGUGGAAUACUUACGUGGUGGAUGGCCAUGAUGUAGAGGCGCUCUGCCAGGCAUUUUGGCUAGCAACUCAAGUGAAGAACAAGCCCACGGCGAUAGUGGCCAAGACCUUUAAGGGCCGGGGGAUUCCAAAUGUUGAGAGUGCAGAGAAUUGGUAUGGAAAGCCGAUGUCAAAAGAAAGAGCAGAUGCGAUUAUCAAGUUAAUUGAGAGCCAGAUAGAGACCAGCAGGGAUCUCGUGCCGAAGCCCCCCAUUGAAGACUCACCUCAAAUCAAUGUCAUGGAUAUAAAACUAACCACACCACCUGCUUACAAAGUUGGCGACAAGGUGGCUACUCGGAAAGCUUAUGGCCUGGCUCUGGCUAAGCUGGGCCAUGCAAACAAGAGAGUCAUUGUUCUGGACAGUGACACCAAGAACUCCACCUUCUCUGAGAUGUUCCAGAAAGAGCACCCUGAGCGGUUCAUUGAGUGUUUCAUCGCUGAGCAGAACAUGGUAAGUGUGGCCCUGGGCUGUGCCACUCGUGGGCGAACCAUUGCUUUUGCUAGUACCUUCGCUGCCUUUUUGACCCGAGCAUUUGAUCAGAUCCGGAUGGGAGCCAUCUCUCAAACCAACAUCAACCUUGCUGGUUCUCACUGCGGGGUGUCCAUCGGUGGGGAUGGACCCUCGCAGAUGGCCCUGGAGGACCUGGCCAUGUUUCGCGUCAUUCCCAAUUGCACUGUUUUCUAUCCAAGCGAUGCCGUCUCAACAGAACAUGCUGUUUAUCUGGCUGCCAACACCAAGGGGAUGUGCUUCAUCCGGACCAGCCGGCCAGAAACUGCGGUGAUUUAUGCCCCAGAAGAAUGCUUUGAGAUCGGACAGGCCAAGGUCGUCCGCCACAGUGACCAUGACAAGGUCACAGUUAUCGGAGCUGGGGUGACUCUGCACGAAGCCUUAGCAGCUGCUGAGGAGCUUUCUAAACAAGAUAUUUCUGUCCGUGUCAUUGACCUGUUUACCGUUAAACCCCUGGAUGCUGCCACCAUCAUCUCCAGUGCAAAAGUCACAGGUGGCCACAUUAUCACUGUGGAGGAUCACUACAGAGAAGGUGGCGUUGGGGAAGCCGUCUGUGCAGCUGUUGCCAUGGAGCCUGACAUCCUGGUCCAUCAGCUGGCAGUAUCGGGAGUGCCUCAAAACGGGCAGCCCAGUGACCUGCUGGACAUGUUCGGAAUCAGCGCCAGGCACAUCAUAGAGACCGUGAGGGGCAUUGUAAUGAGCCAGUAGAGCUGGUUUCUGAAAAAGCUGCUCAGCUGCCUUGGCCUUAAGACUCUGGCAUCUUUAUAUCCCAUUCAUGUUUGUUGUUCCAAAACCACAUUUUAAACCUUUUCAAAAGCAAAGCUGCUUCACACCUUUGUUCGUUCCUAAUCCAGAAAUUCAAGUUAGCUCCGUUUCCGUUAAACUACAACUCUGGAAACAAAUGUCACUCUCAUUUGUAAGUUAUCAAAGUGGGCUGUAAAAUUGUAAGUAACAAUAGCAAGCAAAACUACCACUGUCCCAGCUGCAGCUCUCAUCUACUGCCAUCCUACCUGCAGUUUCUGGGAUAGCGUGUGCCUGCAGUCACCUUAGAAUGUCCUCUGUUGUUUGUUGUCAUCUCCCCUGUUAGGUUGUCCUGUGCUGCUCACGGUGACUGCUCUGUAAGAGAUGAAAUCACAACUAGUUCUAGGCUGCAAAUGAGACACGUUGCCUUUCCUGUGACCAAACCAGACUGCUGCCUUGAUUAUAUUCAGAUACUAAGGAUACUAGUUAAAGUCAGUGUUAAUAAAGCAUCUGAAAAGCAGCUGCUUGAUUCCGUGU